Neoarius graeffei (lesser salmon catfish) is the source of this 5164-nucleotide messenger RNA. RefSeq names its product JunE proto-oncogene, AP-1 transcription factor subunit (gene june). The transcript has 2 exons. Gene Ontology annotation, biological process: regulation of transcription by RNA polymerase II; regulation of cell population proliferation; regulation of cell cycle. Lineage: Eukaryota; Metazoa; Chordata; Actinopteri; Siluriformes; Ariidae. Bases 405 to 1436 code for a protein of 343 amino acids. Gene Ontology annotation, molecular function: transcription factor binding; RNA polymerase II cis-regulatory region sequence-specific DNA binding; DNA-binding transcription factor activity, RNA polymerase II-specific. The record is from RefSeq and is a predicted model, not a curated record. Gene Ontology annotation, cellular component: transcription regulator complex.
AGAGAAGGGCGUGUAGUGUUUUACCGAGCAGUCGAGCAGAAAAGUCCCGCAGUCGCGCGGAGACCGGAGAGGAAGGCGCACGCGCUCGGAUCACCCAGCGCGAGACAGAGAUAUAGAUCUAUAAAUAUAAAUAUCUCUUUAAACCGGGUUCGGGGCGGGGUUUGGUUAGAGAUCGUGGUGGGUUUGGAUUUUAUGGCCGUGACGCUGUUGGACUCGGAACCGGAGGCGCUCGCGCACAGAGAGGAGUGAAGUGCGUUUGUCGCUCGCGCGGGUUGACGGACGGAUCUCCGCGUGCACGGUUGUCCUUCCUCCAGAUACCCGUCCCCGCCCACUUUCGAACGUGGACUAUGUUUAACGUGAAUCCCUUCCUAAUCAGAUUAUGAAGAUUUCGUACUCCUGCGUCAAUGACAGGUAAAAUGGAAACACCCUUCUACCACGAUGAUACGCCGAACAUUCCAAACUUCGGGCAACUUCCAGACUACGAUCGCUAUCCAAGCCACAAGAUGAUGAGUAAGAAGAAUAUGGCCGUGCACAAUUUCCCCGGCGCGGUAGGAGGCUCGCCAGGUCUGAAGCUGUUGCAGAGCCAGGCCGCCAGCACCGUCAACCCGAGCCUGGGCAUGAACAGCAAUCCGAACAGCGCUCUGAUGUCAUCGAGUGACAUGAACCUCUUGAAGCUGUCUAAUCCCGAGCUGGAGCACUUGAUCAUCCAGUCUAACCAGGGGCUGGUCACGACAAGCCCAGCGCCUAACUCUUCCACCAACGCUUUCAUGUACAGGAGCCAGGCUACGAACGAGCAGGAAGGCUUCGCAGAUGGUUUCGUCAAAGCUUUGGCAGAUCUACACAAACAGAACCAGUUGGUCGGGGCACCCAUAUCUCCAUCCUCGUCCAUUCAGGGGCCGUAUCAAAGGAACCUCAUGUCGGGCGCCGAGAUGCCGAUUUACACCAACUUGAGCAGUUAUAACCCUAACCAGCUCCCUACGUCAUAUCCUGGAGGUCAGAUCCCGUACACCCCAGCUCACGCUACAGCCCACUCCAGCCAGGGGCAAGGUCAUCACCCUCACGGUCGAGGUCUUGAUGCUCCUCAGACCGUUCCAGAGGUUCCUCACCCCCCUGGAGGAGAUCCAACCGGUUCUCCACCUUCCCUUUCACCGAUUGACCUCGAGACCCAGGAGAGAAUCAAGGCCGAGAGGAAAAAGUUGCGGAAUCGCAUCGCGGCCUCCAAGUGCCGCAAAAGGAAGCUGGAGCGCAUUUCACGCCUGGAAGAGAAGGUGAAGGUGCUGAAGACGCAGAACUCGGACCUGGCGUCGACGGCAAGCAUCUUGCGCGAACAGGUCGCGCAGCUCAAACAGAAAGUCAUGAACCACGUGACCAACGGCUGUCAGAUCGCAGUCGGAUCGGCCGGCAUGGCCAAGAGCGGCGAGAGCGCCAGCUGCUGAAGGUGCUGUUUAUUUCCUGAACUCUCAAUUUCCCUUCUGCUACUUCAUGUCGCUGUGAAAGAUGAACAGCGAAUCCUGGAGAAGGGCAGAAAGAGAACAGAAACCUCGUCCCGACCGACAUGGAACCUCACACAAAGAGAGAGAGAGAGAGAGAGAGUGCAAAAAAAAACAGCUACUUGUCAGAGCAGAGCGAGAGAGUGAGUGAUCUCUCAGCUGUGAUCUCUCAUUGUUAAAAGGGAAGAUCGUCGCACUUACAAGCCGUUUUUCAUUGGACUGCACUUUGCACUCGAACUCCGUCGGGUUAAUCAGGACCGAGAGACUGGCUCACAGCCUCACAGCAAUACUAACCAAACGGGACGUGUAGGACGAACGACGACUCGAACGGAAACUACAGACGCACUUCAGCGGGACGACUUCAUCUCUGAGGAUGAGCAGCUUGUGGUUAUUUUUAAAAGUGAUUUUACACUUUUUCACUGGGAUGGGAGUACGGUCUCGUAUUACAGUCGCAGGGUAACUCCUUCUUUUUCCUCCAACAACAUGCACUAUUCUGCAAAUCUGAACUUUUAUACUAUCUUUACAUCUCUCUAUAUAUCUAUAUAUUCAAACAAACCUACAGUGACCCAGCCACACGAGCGAAAUUUCGUUCCUGAUCGAAGGUGUGUGCAUAUUUGAAAACGAAAUCCGCCAUUUAUAUUGAUAUUAAAUAUGUCCAAAGUGUUGUAGUUACCAUAAGUGGAGACUUGUUUGUUGCAGUCCAGUCUGAGUGAUCUACUUCGAAGCCUAUUUGUACGUACACUCGUCCGUCGGUUUGUUUGAUAUCGUGCAAUUUGUGAAUACAGGAUACAGGUACAUUUUUUUUUUUUUUUUUUUUUUUUUUUAAAUCUCCAAGCAACUUUUUUUAAAUAUAUAUAAGUAUUAUUUGUUUAUUAUAUGAUGAACAUGAUAAACAACAACACAACAGUUUUGGUCCUGCGCGUGUGCGUGCACGGGGGGGGCAUUUUUUUUUUUUUUUUAAAUAGCAUCCAUUUUGAGCAACCCAAGAACAUUCCAGAACAGACCUUUUGCACUGGAUUAUUCAGUGGGAUGCGUUUUAACACCUUGUGGCUGCUCUUUUUCAUUUAAACCGCUGAGGCUUCAAAAAAAAAAAGGGACAUGUUUCCAUGAGGGCUUUGAGCCAGAAAAGGGCUUUUGAUCAAUAGUGUUUGUUUUUGUAAAAUUUCUAAAACAAUUUUAUUUAUGCAAAAAAACUUUAUCUAUGAUAUUUAUGUUGUUUGUGUAACAGGACUGUACAGGUUCGAAUACCAGGGUUGUGUUGAAACCUUUUUUGUUUUUGUGCAUUUUUUUUUCCUUUUAUUUUUGGGAACUACAUAGUUGCACAUAAAAUUGAAACAGUAAACAACGUCUAAUAUUUAUCCUUUGUGUACAGUGUAAUAUUUUGACUUUUGGUUUUUUGUUUGUUUGGUUGGUUGGAUUUUUUUUUUUGUGGAAAACAAAAGUAAAACGUUAAGAUUGUUGGUACGAUAUCGAAGAUUCAGUCCAGAACUGGUUUACUUUAUAUUAGCUAAAGGAUGCUGUUUAUAUAAAUAAUGAUAAUAAUAAUAAUAUCGUGGGAAAGGAAUUUUCAGAAUGCUCUUUUUUUUUUUUUAAAUUGUUGUUGAAACUCCGUUUUGUUAAGACUAGGAAUGAACCGAUACUUGUGUAAUUGCGUAAGUGGAAAAAAAAAAGUCAAAAAUUUGCUUCCAAUUCAUCUUAAAACAAACAAACGCUUUCAAAGACGGCGCUCGUCAUGCUAACUCUUGAACUAAACGCAUGAGGGUAUUUUAAAGUACCUGUGAUAAUGUUGUGCAUAAGUAUUGGCACCUGAAAUUGUUUAAACUGAAAAUUGGCACUUUUUUUUUUUUUUCAAAAAUUUUUUCCAGGACACAGCUGUCAUUGUGCUGCCUGUAGAAUCGGGUCUACGAUGACAUUUUCAAGCCUCAUACACGAUAAUAUUGUAUUGUGGACAUUUCAUAAGUAUCGGCACCUGCCUAUUCACCAUAGCUUGCUUUUUCUCCCCCAGGUGAUUAACGCUCAUUCAGAGCGAGAACUCUUAUCACACUGUUGGUGCACUGAAUUUCUGUCCAACUGCCUUUCCUACUAAACAAACACAUUAAAUCUGAUAUAUGUACAGUACAUAUAUAGAUGUCUGUCUAUAUUCUUAUCAGUCCGAAUAAGGGUUUGAUCCGAACUGUUGAUUAACCUUUUCCGAGCGUCAAAAGGGAAAUAUUUAUUUUUUGAAACUUGAAUAUGUUGGUUUUUGUUUUUGUUUUUUGGAUGUCACAAACUUCUAUUUUUGUACAAAGAAAAUGAAUAAUGUUUUAAUGAAGAGUGAGAACAGUAAAUGUGCAUACUGUACUUUGGUUCGUAGAUCUUUUCCUCAUUCCAGAAAUACUUUAUUUAUUGAGCUGGUAUUAAAUGUUUUUACGCUUUGAGCAUUUCUGCCACUUGUGAAGGGAGAUUUCAAGAAGACUCCAAAACAAACAAACAAACCAGUCACGUUUACGAGCACGAAAUCCUGAAGGUUUACGCCAACGAAGGACUUUUUUUCUUUUUUUUUUUUUUUGGUCUGAGGAGGCAACUUUACAAUCCAUGAUGUGCACUUGAGGCCUUUUAGGACUUUACAGCCCGAAUUGUCGAUAUGAAAUGUACCACUUGUGGCAUUUUCUUGUAUCUGAUCUGACAUUUACGGCUUUGUAUCCAGCAUCCUGGAUGAAAUCCGAAGAAAACGAGAGUCACUUCGUUUAUUUUUCACACUAAACCUGUUUGCUGAAGCUGCGAGAUUGUUCAGGAGGUGGACUCAAGAUAUCAGACGUCUGGGAUAAUUGUCCUGAUGGAAGGGUGUGUCCGUGAUGAUGAUGGUGUUCACUAUCAUUUGACGCAUGUAACACCUGCCCCGCCCUCCAGCCAAAGAUACACUUUUUUGUAAGACAGUAUUAGUUUACUCUAACAAAAAAAAAAUUUGAUUUGAAAUUUGUAACAACAAAAGAAAAAUCAUACAUAAUUGUGCAGUGAUGACUGAUUUUUAAAAUAGUGCUCUUGAAAUAAAGGACUUUUUUGAUUGGUUGGUUGUUCUGGGCGGAGCUUUUACCCAUCAGCCUUUGCUCGUUCCUCUGUUGUUCUCUCCCCUUGACAGCCUGAUGGGAUCUGUAGUCUCCGUGAAAUCACAAGACGACGUGACUAAUGGGCGACUUGCCUUGCUUUCGAUUCAUUGUUGUUUGUUGUUGUUGUUGUUGUUAUUAUUUUGUUGGUUUUGUUGUGUUUUUUUUUUUUUUUUUUUUUGGUUCUGAACAUUGUUCCUUGUUUUCAUGUUUUUUAAUCAAUAAAGAUGUAGGUUUCUGAACACGCUUUGCUCGUCUCAGGUUUGAUUUCAGCCAGAGUUUAUGCAGUUGGGUGCAAAAGUUUGUCCACCCUUGUUUGUUUUGUUGUUUUGGUUUAUUUUGUUUUUUAACCAAGAUAUUUGGUGUGUAAAGUUUCAUCAAUGUUUCUUAAUGGGUAUGAGUAACAAAAAUGUUCAGAAAUGUUGUGAAAAUGUGUCCAGGGGGGAAAAAAAGUCACUGUUUUUAUUAUACUCUUUAUUUAUAUAUAGAGAGAUAUCUAUCUCUGUCUACCCCCCCCCCCAAAUUGCAGUUGAUUUUACCUGAUUACACCCUCAGAAAAUAAAGUACCUUAUUAUACCUUUAGAAGUACAA